ACAUUCAAAGAGUUCAUUGGCUAGAGAGGGCUGAUGUACCUACCAAUCCCCAGAUCAUUCUUGUUCCAUGUGUCCGCAUUUCAACAUGGCAGCCGUGGAUGUCAUCGUGGACAACUUUGCUGCACUUUGGAGUAAACCUUUUAACCGUGUUAUAUUGGCUCAGAUUUUUUUUGCUAUUUCAAUAGUGGGAUCCUUUGUAAAUUGGACACAGCUCGUCCCGGAGACAUAUUUCAGCAACAGAAGAAAUGUUGUCAAUAUGUAUUUUGUCAAAGUUUCCUGGGGCUGGUCCUUGCUGCUGUUGACCCCGUUCAUCCUCUUCACGUCAUACAAGAACUUGACCUUUGCCCUCCGGCGACUGAGCUCAUUGGUGGUGGCCACAGCCAUUUGGUACACCAUCACCAAGUUUUUUUCCUACAUCAACAAUGCCACAGGUACCUGUCACGUUCCUGAAUCUGAAGCCAUGGAUCAAGUCCCUCGUGAUGACAUCACCUCAUGCAGGAAUGCUGGCGGUCAAUGGGACGGCUUUGCCAUCUCAGGACACUCGUUCAUUCUGUCGUACUCUGCACUCAUCAUUGCCGAAGAAAUGGCACCUAUGGUGCACCUGGUGAAGAAGAACAGGAAUACUGUUUUGGAUUUGUUAUAUGUUUCCCUUAAUUGGAUAGUAAUCACCUGGAUAUGGAUGUUUGUGUGUACCUCGGUGUACUUUCAUUCUUUCCCUGAGAAGCUUCUCGGGACAGUUUUGGGGAUUGUGCCAUGGUUUGUCACAUAUCGGAUAUGGUAUUCAAUGCCCUUCUCUCCUGGUCUCCCAUAUCAGCCAAAAGAGCAGAGACAACUAGCUUAAAACCAGCACUACUUAGCACUAGGCUAGACCUCCUACUCUCCUAAUGUAUUGGCUCUGUAACAUGUUUGACUGCCACCUUCAAAACACUCACGUUAAAAACAUUGACAUUCUUCUCACGUUCCAAGUUGACUGUUGGUAUUUAAAGUUUUUUUUCUUUCCUUCAGAAAGGUCAUUGGACAGGGGGCCAGGGUAGGUUUGCACACGCGGGUCUCGACUCCCUGUGUGGCUGUAGGCAUCUAGUGUUCUUAAAAUGACACUAAUGUCAUCUGAGAUCAGCACAGUGCAUUGAUGCCUAGGCCUAUCCACUAGCUAGUCGUCCCAGGGUUGGGGUCAAUUUCAUUUCAAUUUAAGCAGUAAACUGACUUUUUUUUAAGAUAAAGGUGUGCACCCCAACAUAAAUGAAUUCACCACAACUCUGGGGGUCGUGCUAUUUUUUUGGAAUACUUCAUCUUUUAAAAGCCAAUGUUGUUGUGAAAGCCUUUGCAGUAUGUGUAUGUAUGGUUGGAGAGUGUCAUUUUAGUGUUAGUUCAUUUUCAGUUUGUUUCAAUUCACAUUAUUUUAUUUGUGUGGAAAUGUAUAUUGGAGAGAAAUAUAUAAAGUAAUCAAUUUUAGUGGCAAGUGUAGUGGGGAACACUUGAGAAUGUUUACAAUGAAAUAGUUUAAGGUAUUUAAAAAAAGUGUGCUUUGCCAACUCAUUUUUUUGUAACACAACCCUCCAAAUAGAAAUGAGAUCGG
Messenger RNA from Oncorhynchus keta (chum salmon), 1576 nucleotides. Its product is annotated as acyl-coenzyme A diphosphatase FITM2-like. Gene Ontology annotation, cellular component: endoplasmic reticulum membrane. Lineage: Eukaryota; Metazoa; Chordata; Actinopteri; Salmoniformes; Salmonidae. Bases 68 to 841 code for a protein of 257 amino acids. Gene Ontology annotation, biological process: lipid storage; phospholipid biosynthetic process; lipid droplet organization. The transcript is spliced from 2 exons. The record is from RefSeq and is a predicted model, not a curated record.